Molecule: messenger RNA, 501 nt
Organism: Drosophila rhopaloa
Lineage: Eukaryota; Metazoa; Arthropoda; Insecta; Diptera; Drosophilidae
Product: histone H2A-like
Exons: 1
Coding region: 56-430 (124 amino acids)
Cellular component (GO): nucleosome
Molecular function (GO): protein heterodimerization activity; DNA binding; structural constituent of chromatin
Source: RefSeq, a predicted model, not a curated record
UUUUUCUCGAGCAUUCGUUUUUGUGUGUUAAGUGAACUAAGUGAAAUAAAGCAAAAUGUCUGGUCGUGGAAAAGGUGGCAAAGUGAAGGGAAAGGCAAAGUCCCGCUCCAACCGGGCUGGUCUUCAGUUCCCAGUAGGCCGUAUUUACCGUCUGCUCCGCAAGGGCAACUAUGCCGAGCGUGUUGGUGCCGGCGCUCCGGUUUACCUGGCUGCCGUGAUGGAAUAUCUGGCCGCCGAGGUUCUCGAGUUGGCUGGCAAUGCUGCUCGUGACAACAAGAAGACUAGGAUUAUCCCGCGUCAUCUGCAGCUGGCCAUUCGCAACGACGAAGAAUUGAACAAGCUGCUCUCCGGCGUCACCAUUGCCCAGGGUGGAGUAUUGCCCAAUAUCCAGGCUGUUCUGUUCCCCAAGAAGACCGAGAAGAAGGCUUAAACGUUCCAAAAGCAGAGCCAACUACAUACUUGUACAUAAACAUACCCAACCGUCCUUUUCAGGACGACCAA